UCUCUUUACCACUAACUCUAACUGAUACAACCCCCAAUGUCGUUCACUGGAGGACUCGACGAGGCAGCCAAGCACGACGUGGUGACCACGAUCGUGGUGUUUGGCGCAUCCGGCGACCUGGCCAAGAAGAAGACAUUCCCAGCGCUGUUCCACCUGUUCCAGCAGGGGCUGCUGCCCAAGCGCACGCGCAUCCUGGGCUACGCGCGCACACAGAUGUCCCGCACCGACUUCACAUCGCGCGUGACGUCGUUCUUUAAGGAGGAUGACCCGCAGGCAGACAUCGACACCUUUCUGGGCAUCUGCGAGUACGUCAGCGGCAAGUACGACGUGGAUGCGGAUUUCGUGCGGCUGCGCGAGGAAAUCGACGCCAACGAGAAGCAGAUGAACAAGCGCGAGGGCGACGAGCGCGUUCACAUCUACUAUCUGGCGCUGCCGCCGUCAGUGUUUGUGUCGGUGGGCAUGCAGAUCCGCCGCAACGUGUAUGAUGCGUCGUGCACGAACCGGGUGUCGAGCCGCGUGCUGAGCCGCGAGAUCGGGGCGCUGUUUGAGGAGGACGAGAUCUACCGCAUCGACCACUACCUGGGCAAGGAGAUGGUCAAGAACAUCCUGGCGCUGCGCUUCGCCAACGUCUUCUACGAGGCCGUGUGGAACCGCCACUACAUUUCCAAUGUGCAGAUCACGUUCAAGGAGCCGUUUGGCACGGAGGGCCGUGGCGGAUACUUUGACGAGUUCGCCAUGAACCAGCCAAAGUCGCUGCGCUCCGAGGACAUCCGCGACCGCAAGACCGAGGUGCUGCGCCGCAUCCUGCCCAUCCAGCUCGAGGACACGCUGCUGGGCCAGUACGUCGGCACGCGCGACGGCAGCAAGCCCGGAUACAAGGACGACGCCACGGUCCCCAAGGACUCGAUCACGCCCACCUUUGCCCAGUGCGUCCUGCACGUCGACAACGACCGCUGGCGCGGCGUCCCCUGGGUGAUCAAGGCGGGCAAGGCCCUGGACGAGGCCAAGAUGGUGAUUCGCAUCCAGUUCAAGGACAUGCCGAAUGCGCUGUUCCCGAGCCUGGCGCGCAACGAGCUGGUCCUGCAGGUGUCCCCGAAGGAGUCCGUGUACAUCAAGACCAUUGUCAAGGAGCCCGGCCUGUCGACCAACCUGGCCAUGUCGGAGCUGGAUCUGUCGUACCACAAGCGCUACCAGGACCUCAAGAUCCCCGACGCCUAUGCGACCUUGAUCCUGGAUGUGCUGAAUGGCGAUCACUCCAACUUUGUGCGCAGCGACGAGCUCGAUGAGGCCUGGCGGAUCUUCACGCCCCUGCUGCACACCAUCGAGAAGGAGCGGGUUGUGCCGCUGCCGUACGAGUACGGCUCGCGCGGCCCCAAGGGCGUCGACGAGUUCCCGAUCGAGCGCGCUGGCUACAAGAUGACCGGUAUCGAGUACCACUGGCAGCCGAAGCAGGCCACCCAGGGCAAGCUCUAAUGCCAGACGAUUCAACGGUAUUAUUGUUUUAGUAAUGGGACCUUGUUAUUUUUAAUGUAUGAAAGCUCCCACUACUGCGGGUAGUUGUACCAGCGCCGGUGGCCGCUUGUGCUCUCGUGCAUCUGGACGGCCUGGUAUGAAAGUGUCGACAUGUGGCAAUCGCGGCACACGUACUCGACGUUGCCCUUGUACAGCAUCUGCACGGGGAUUGAAUAAAAGCUCGGGUCGCACUGCGAGCAUUUGCACGCCUGUC
Messenger RNA from Linderina pennispora, 1726 nucleotides. Its product is annotated as glucose-6-phosphate dehydrogenase. The record is from RefSeq and is a predicted model, not a curated record. The coding region runs from base 37 to 1473 and encodes 478 amino acids. Lineage: Eukaryota; Fungi; Kickxellomycota; Kickxellomycetes; Kickxellales; Kickxellaceae. Gene Ontology annotation, cellular component: cytosol. The transcript has 3 exons. Gene Ontology annotation, biological process: pentose-phosphate shunt, oxidative branch; glucose metabolic process. Gene Ontology annotation, molecular function: NADP binding; glucose-6-phosphate dehydrogenase activity.